This is a messenger RNA of Rattus norvegicus (Norway rat), 1987 nucleotides long. Lineage: Eukaryota; Metazoa; Chordata; Mammalia; Rodentia; Muridae. The record is from RefSeq and is a predicted model, not a curated record.
GGCACUGGAGAAAAGAACCGGAACUGGAUAUAGAGACACCACUCUAAUUUGCACUCCCCGGACUCAGUUAGACGGUGUACCGGGCCUGGUUACCAUGGUAACUAGAGUCACAGUUUGUCUCCAAACUGAGAGAAGAGGUCUGGAAGGCACCAAGUCAGCCAAUAUUCCAGCUAUUGGAACAACAGUCCUUUCUGUUUCCUCUGUAUUUGUGAGGACCAGACAGAAGUACAGGUUCCAAAGGCCUGAGUCAUCACCAUCAUGAAGGCUUCCUCAAAGGGUCUUCUCACCCACAUCUCCCAGUUCUGGAGCAUGCUCGAUGAUUUGGCAGAAAAUGAUCCCGAGCGCUACCGGAACUUCAUUCAGCAGGAGCUGAAAGAUGGCAAACAGCUCUGUGCCGACCCAGAACCUCAACUCUGUCUACAGACAAAGAUCCUAGUAUGUGGAGCUACUGCAAGGGAGGAGAGGUCUUCAAUAAAACUACUCCGGCUUAACCAGAGGAUACAGUAGCCUUUUCUAGCGCUACUUUAACACGAGAGAAGUUUAUUAAAACUCUCUCUGAGCAGAAAAUGAAACCACAUGGAAGAUUUCAUUGAAGGAGUAAAAAUGAGAAAUUCAUACUUGGUAUUUUAGAAAUCCCAAAUGCAGUUUUAUUGCCCUGAUAGGUGGAAAAGCAGUGCUAUAACGAGUUAAGUUUUUUAAGAAAAUAUUUGUAUUACAUUUUAUGGGUUGGGGUGGGGGUCAAGAGAUUGCAUGUGCUGCCUAGGAAGCACAAGGCCCUAGGUUUGGUCCCCAGCUCCGAAAAAAAAAAAAAAAAGAGAUUGCAUGUGCAAGAAAAGAGGACCACUCUGGGGAGUAGGCUUUCCAUGAGGUGAGGAGAGAAUUCAGAUCAUCAGCCUGGAACCAGGGGCUCUUAAUCCCAUCAAACUGGCCUGGAUGCAAUGAAUGUUUGUUUGUCUCUUUAUGUAGACAUAGGCUGUCCAGUGCUAUGUAGACCAGGCUGGCCAGAACCUCCUGCCUCUGCAUCCUGAGUGCUGGGAUUAAAGACUUCCUGGUUGUGAUUUAAUAAGACUCAGGAGCUGGGGACUUUUUUAAACAAAGAACUUACUAUUAUUAGUUAAAUAAUGAAGCAGUGACAGGAGGUCCAAAACACAUACAGCAGUUGUUUACUUCAUCUCCUCUUCCUCUCCUCUGAGAGAGAACAGCAGUUGGACUUAGGAUGAAGAGCCAGAAGCUUUGGGAAAAUCAAGUAACAAACAAACAAAAUGUCUCAGCAGUAGAAUGCUUGCCUAGCGUGUGAGGCUCUAAGUUGGAUUUGAUUCCUGGCAUAGAGGAAAUGAAUGCUUGUACCAUCAUUGAUGUUGCCUACAAUCCUGGUGUUCUGCAAGCGGCAGAAAAAGACCAAGGAAUCAAAGAUCAGCUAAUUAGGAUGGCCAUGCGGUGCAUCGAGGAGCGACUCCAGCUCACACUUGCACAUUCAUACCAUGUUACUCAUUUUAGAGUGAAAGGAAGCAUUCAGAGAAUGAAAGAAAGGCUGAUGGGCAUUAAAACUCACUUCCCAAACUUCAAAGAGAUGAUGAGAAAAGACAACACUCUUGAAAGGAUCAGAAGCAGUACUGUGAGUGAACCCAGUCACCUUCCUGAGGUGCUAUUGACAAAGAAACAAGUGUCGGCCAAAGGGAGAUGUCUUAUAGAAGAGAUUGCUAGUUCAGAAGUCCAGGUGGAGGCUAAGACACCUGCCUACGAAUUAAAGGUUGUAAAGGAUCAGAACGAGAAGCCGCUGAAAAUUGAGCUGAAAGUCGAGUUACCUGGGAUUAAGGCAGUCUCUCUCUGUGAGCUUAGUGUUUCUGAGGUUGAUUUAUUGAUUGAGGUCUCUGAGAUGUACCGAUUAUGCCUGAAUCUUCCAGAAUCGAUUAAUACAGAAAUGACUACAGCAAAAUUCAUAAAAAAUAAAUCCAUAUUAAUCAUUACAAUGCCCCUGGCAUAAAAA